UUUUUUUUUUUUUUUUUUUUGCCUCCUACUUCUGUCUUGAAGCCAGACAAUCGACUUGCAGCUCUCCCUCCCCUCCCUCUCUCCACAUUCUGCUCCCACUCGCUCUCCCCUGUCCCCUUGCCCUUCCCUCUUGACGGAAAGCCCCCCCGAAACCAACAAAGCUGAGCCGAGGGAAACAAACAAAACAAACACACCGGGCCAGACAAGCAAUCGACAAAACUUUCCAAAAGCAAAAACAAAAAAGGAAAAACUAACCAACCUCAACCAACUAGCCCUGAGCCACCCGGGGCGCCCUCCCGCGCCCUCUCGUACCCUUGCACACACAAAAGGCGGCGCGCCGGAGCCCGAGACCCGGGAGCCGCCGCCACCCCGCCGCCGCCCGCAGCCAGGGGAGCAGAAGUCCGGACGCGGCCCCCAUAGAUAUGGCAAUGGUAGUCAGCACGUGGCGCGACCCCCAGGACGAGGUGCCGGGCUCUCAGGGCAGCCAGGCCUCGCAGGCGCCGCCCGUGCCGGGCCCGCCGCCUGGCGCCCCGCACACGCCACAGACGCCGGGCCAAGGGGGCCCGGCCAGCACGCCGGCCCAGACAGCAGCUGGCGGCCAGGGCGGCCCUGGCGGCCCGGGCAGCGACAAGCAACAGCAGCAGCAGCACAUCGAGUGCGUGGUGUGCGGGGACAAGUCAAGCGGCAAGCACUACGGCCAAUUCACGUGCGAGGGCUGCAAGAGCUUCUUCAAGCGCAGCGUGCGGAGGAACCUGAGCUACACGUGCCGCGCCAACCGGAACUGUCCCAUCGACCAGCACCACCGUAACCAGUGCCAGUACUGCCGCCUCAAAAAGUGCCUCAAAGUGGGCAUGAGACGGGAAGCUGUACAGAGGGGCAGGAUGCCGCCCACCCAGCCAACCCAUGGGCAGUUUGCGCUGACCAACGGGGACCCCCUCAACUGCCACUCGUACCUGUCCGGAUAUAUUUCCCUGCUGCUGCGCGCAGAGCCCUAUCCCACGUCGCGCUUCGGCAGCCAGUGCAUGCAGCCUAACAACAUCAUGGGCAUCGAGAACAUUUGCGAACUGGCCGCACGGAUGCUCUUCAGCGCCGUUGAGUGGGCCCGGAACAUCCCCUUCUUCCCUGACCUGCAGAUCACGGACCAGGUGGCCCUCCUUCGUCUCACCUGGAGCGAGCUGUUCGUGUUGAAUGCGGCGCAGUGCUCCAUGCCCCUCCAUGUCGCCCCGCUCCUUGCCGCUGCUGGCCUGCAUGCUUCACCCAUGUCAGCCGACCGGGUGGUCGCUUUUAUGGACCACAUACGGAUCUUCCAGGAGCAAGUGGAGAAGCUCAAGGCCCUGCACGUCGACUCCGCCGAGUACAGCUGCCUCAAGGCUAUAGUCCUGUUCACCUCAGAUGCCUGUGGUCUGUCUGAUGUAGCCCACGUGGAAAGCUUGCAGGAAAAGUCCCAGUGUGCUUUGGAAGAGUACGUUAGGAGCCAGUACCCCAACCAGCCAACCCGGUUUGGAAAGCUUCUGCUUCGUCUCCCUUCCCUCCGCACGGUCUCCUCCUCAGUCAUAGAGCAAUUGUUUUUCGUCCGUUUGGUAGGUAAAACCCCCAUCGAAACCCUCAUCCGGGAUAUGUUACUGUCCGGCAGCAGUUUUAACUGGCCAUAUAUGGCAAUUCAAUAAAUAAAUAAAUCAAAAUAAGAAGGGGGAAUGAAACAGAGAAAGAAAAGGCAAAAGACUGGUUUUGUUGCUUAAUUUCCUUCUGUUAAGAAAGGAUGUUACAAGUUUGCUAAAAGAAGAAAGGGGAAGAAUUUAAUGGACUGAAUUUCAAAAAAGAAAGAGAGAGAGAGAGAGAGAGAGAGAGAGAGAGAGAGAGAGAGAGAGAGAGAGAGAGACUGUCAAAUGAACUUUUACAGAAUGCAUUAAAAAAGAAAACAACUCCUAUGUUGGGCAGAACAACUUGCUACUUAUCAUUUUUGUAUAAAAAGAAAUUAGUCUUUUUUCUUUUUGGUAAAUUUUUGAAAAAAUAUUGCUAAAAGUGCAUUUAAGGAGAUUGGGAGAAAAUUAGCAGAAUGGACAAAGUAAGUCUCUUUUUUUUUUCCAAAUUAUUAAUUGUCCUGUGUCUAUGUACCUCUAGCUGUUUUUUUGUUUUUUGUUUUUUGUUUUUUGUUU
This is a messenger RNA of Acomys russatus (golden spiny mouse), 2156 nucleotides long. It is a transcript of the gene Nr2f2, whose product is annotated as nuclear receptor subfamily 2 group F member 2. NCBI's taxonomy places the organism in Eukaryota, Metazoa, Chordata, Mammalia, Rodentia, Muridae. The record is from RefSeq and is a predicted model, not a curated record. The transcript is spliced from 3 exons. Gene Ontology annotation, biological process: anatomical structure development; negative regulation of transcription by RNA polymerase II; cell differentiation. Bases 423 to 1667 code for a protein of 414 amino acids. Gene Ontology annotation, molecular function: retinoic acid binding; nuclear receptor activity; RNA polymerase II cis-regulatory region sequence-specific DNA binding.